Messenger RNA from Fulmarus glacialis (Northern fulmar), 1482 nucleotides. RefSeq names its product leucine-rich repeats and transmembrane domains 2 (gene LRTM2). Gene Ontology annotation, cellular component: membrane. Gene Ontology annotation, biological process: regulation of presynapse assembly; positive regulation of synapse assembly; axonogenesis. Gene Ontology annotation, molecular function: protein binding. The record is from RefSeq and is a predicted model, not a curated record. NCBI's taxonomy places the organism in Eukaryota, Metazoa, Chordata, Aves, Procellariiformes, Procellariidae. The transcript is spliced from 4 exons. The coding region runs from base 119 to 1231 and encodes 370 amino acids.
GGCUGCGGGCAGAGCCCCUCCAGGACCUGGCAGGCAGGCUACAAGGUCAUUCCUCCUCCUUUUGGGGCCGUGUGCCAGGCUGGCUGGUGGAUGUGAAGACACGCUGGAGAAGACAACAAUGCUGCCUACAACUGCUGGCCACCGGUGGAGGAGCAGGUUCCUCAUGAGGUGGCAAGAGGCUUGUCUGCUUGGCUGUUGGCUGUCGCUAUGUGCUGCUGAGUCCUUCUUUGCUUGCCCUUCAUCCUGCAAGUGUAACAGUGGCAACCUGGAAGUGGACUGUAGCGGCUUGGGCCUCUCUUCCAUCCCCUCAGACAUCCCCACAAACACCAGGACCUUCCUCUUUCUCAACAACAAACUCAGCAUCCUGCCAGGAGCAGUGUUUUCCAACCUCUCUGCCUUACAGAGGCUGGAUCUAUCCAACAACUUCUUGGACCAGCUCCCUCAGAACAUCUUCAAUGACCUGGGGAACCUCACGGAGCUCCAGCUGAGGAAUAACAGCAUCCGGGCCUUGGACAAGGACCUGCUACAACAUACGGCCCUGCUGCGACAGCUGGAUCUCUCUAUCAACGGCCUGGCCCAGAUACCCUCGGGCAUCUUUGAUGACCUGCCUGCUCUCCGCUCCCUCUCUCUCAGGUCCAACCGUCUGCAGAGCCUGGACAGGGUGACCUUCGAACCGCUAACCAGCCUUCAGCAACUCCAAGUUGGGGAUAACCCCUGGGAAUGUGACUGCAACCUCCGAGACUUCAAGCACUGGAUGGAGUGGUUCUCCUACCGAGGUGGGAAAAUUGACCAGCUGGCAUGUACCCUGCCCAAGGAGCUGAAAGGGAAGGAUAUGCGAAUGGUGCCCAUGGAGAUGUUUAACUACUGCUCCCAGCUGGAUGAUGAGAACAGCUCUACAGUGCUGGACAAUACUGGCCCACCCUGCACUAAAGGAAGCCCGACUCCUUCCAAAUCUAAAUCGGGCCCAGAAACAGAAGUGGAGCCCAGUGUGGGAUGCCCUCAAAAACAGCGAUAUAGGCCUGUGAGCGUGCGCCGGGCUAUUGGCACUGUGAUCAUCGCAGGCGUGGUUUGUGGCAUUGUUUGCAUCAUGAUGGUGGUGGCAGCUGCUUACGGUUGCAUCUAUGCAUCCCUUAUGGCCAAGUACCACCGGGAGCUGAAGAAGAGGCAGCCACUCAUGGGCGACACAGAAGGUGAACAUGAAGAGCAAAAACAAAUCUCUUCUGUGGCAUGAAACUCUUCUAGGAAGGAAAGGACAGCAAUGAACAAAGGUACCUGAGAGCAGCCAAGCAUGGGGUCCUCCCAAACUACAUCUUCCCAGACAGACAGACAGACUGUGCUAUUGCUCCACUCACCCAAGUAGUGCAACAUGCUUCUGGGGGGUCAGGGCACCUGGCUCAAUUUCUGUUCCUCUGCCCCAGGCCCAUUUUGUGCCCUUUCACCCUUGGGCCCUCCCAGACAAAUAAAGUAGAGUCAGACCUCGAA